Molecule: messenger RNA, 1398 nt
Organism: Lasiosphaeria miniovina
Lineage: Eukaryota; Fungi; Ascomycota; Sordariomycetes; Sordariales; Lasiosphaeriaceae
Exons: 3
Coding region: 95-1327 (410 amino acids)
Biological process (GO): polyketide metabolic process
Source: RefSeq, a predicted model, not a curated record
CAACAAACCCCGCGAUAUCACCACCACCCAUCGAGCCAUCAGGCUGUCACCCAAACUAGCUCCCCUCAUUCACAUCGAGGCUCCAGUCAGAACAAUGAGCUCCAAGCCACCCCUGGCUGGGCCUAGCGCGUCAUGCGUCGAAGUGACGGCUGAAAUCUCCAUGCAACCCCCGCUUUCGUGGCGGGGCGCGGGUCCCGGGUUGAUCCUCGUUGUCGCCGCCGACCUCGACUUGAGCCACCACGGCAAGACGCUCGACCCUCCACCGCUGCAGAAGUGGGCCGAGGAAGGCUACGCCGUCGCGCAGAUCCGCGUCGACGACCACGCCUCCGCGCUGCCUGGCCAGCUGGCUGUUGCCCUGGCCGAGCUUGCGAAGCUGCCCGAGUGUUCCUCUGUGGACAAGGUCGGCCUUGUUGUCAUUCACAGAAAAGUCAGCGAAAGCCUCAUAGAGGCUGUCCAAGCACAUCCCGAGAUCGUUGCGGCCGUUUUCUACGGUUGUAGCCCGAAUGUGGAAGUGCCUGUCCCGGUCCUCUGCCACCUGGCCAGGAACAGCCAUGGCAUUCAUGAACCGGUGCUGCGCAAAGAGGGCCAUGCCGUUCACACGUACCCAGGAUCCCGCGACAUGUUCAGUAUCCCAACUCAUGCAGACUACCGCUCUGGCUCUGCAGCCGUGGCGCAUACGCGGUCGUUGGCAUUCCUGAAACCCCUGAUGAACGGCCCCUAUUUCGACCUGGAGGCUAUCUGGGACGACCACACGCAUCAUGAAUUCGCCGACCGCAGCGUCGAAGAGACCAUGGCUACCAUGGUGGCCGAGCCCUAUGUCAACCACGUGCCCACUCUGACGGGCGGCAUCGGCCGCCAGAGCCUGACCGGCUUCUACCGCGACCACUUCAUCUUCAGCAACUCCGACGAUGCUGCUCUGGAGCUGAUCAGCAGGACUGUUGGUGUCGAUCGCAUUGUCGACGAGUUCCUGUUCAACUGCACCCACGACCGCGUCAUUGACUGGCUCAUCCCUGGCAUCCCGCCCACUUUCCUGCCGCUGAGCAUCCCCUUCACUGCCAUCGUCAACAUCCGCGGCGACCGCCUCUAUCACGAACACAUUGCCUGGGACCAGGGCACCGUGCUCCGCCAGCUGGGCCUACUGCCCGAGUAUCUGCUAUUUCCAUAUCCGAUUUCGGGAAUUGCAGGCGGCGACGGCAGUAAACAGUUUGAGUUCCACGUGCCAGUUGCUGGUGUCCAGACAGCCCACAAGCUGCGUGAUGAAAACGCAGUGCCGUCGAAUGAAAUGCUCGAGUUCUCAGUGAGAGAGCUGAAGGAUAAGGUUCAGUAGGAAAUGUUAAAUUCAGCUUUUAAGAAAUUUAAUAGCUGCGGCACAUGAAUUCAGUUUCACGAAUAUCUCAG